AAAGCACACUUGAGAAACAGCACUUCAUCUUCUGUCUGAACACGCCUUCUGGACUCCAUAUUUAAUUCUACAACCUAAGGCAGCGCAAACGGAACCAACGUCCCUUUGUGAAUUGCUAGGGGUCUGUCAGUCACCGCCAACCGACUUCCCCCCUCCAGUGAUGCAAAGGUGUCGUGUGACCCCCCGAAGUGACGCAUUGACGCACGGGCGGGCGGCGAACGCGCCGUUGCUGCCUGCGUGAGGCACCACUGGGUCGUCGGACGGUGUGCGGUGGAUGAUCACAAAGUACAAUUGCCAGGAUUAAACUCCAUCUGCCACUGCAUAUUCUGCUGUAUACUUUGAUUGACCUUUACACUGUCAACAACUCCACCCAUCUUGAUGUCAUCCACAGAUCUACAGCUAGCAAGCAUAGUCAUGGUGAAUCGGAAAUAAAAGUUGUAAAGUGAAGAAAGUGUGCAACGAGAGCUUCCAUCUUGUGAGAAGAGAGGAGCAGAAUGCAAAUUUUAUUAACCUGUUGAAGGUCAAAGAUGACUGAUCCAGAUGUUGUGACUGAAGUGCCUGCAGCUUUGAAACGACUUGCCAAAUAUGUUGUGAGAGGAUUUUAUGGACUAGAGCAUGCACUAGCUUUGGAUAUCCUCAUUAGAAACCCCUGUGUCAAAGAAGAGGACAUGUUGGAGCUGCUGAAAUUUGACCGUAAACAACUGCGAGCAGUUUUGAAUACAUUGAAAAAUGACAAAUUUAUUAAAAGUAGAAUGCGAGUUGAAACUGCUCCUGAUGGUAAAACUACAAGACAUAAUUAUUACUUCAUAAACUAUCGUCUUCUGGUGAAUGUGGUGAAGUACAAACUUGACCACAUGAGGAGAAGGAUUGAGACGGAUGAACGAGAUUCUACCAACAGAGCUUCUUUUAAAUGUCCCAACUGUUACAAAACGUUCACAGAUCUGGAAGCCAACCAACUAUUUGAUGUAAUGACAGGAACAUUCCGGUGCACUUUCUGUCAAACUGAGGUUGAGGAAGAUGAAUCUGCGUUACCAAAGAAAGAUGCCCGAACACUUUUGGCAAGAUUCAAUGAACAGAUUGAACCAAUCUAUGCCCUAUUGCGAGAAACUGAAGAUGUUAACCUGGCCUAUGAAAUCCUCGAGCCAGAACCAACAGAAAUUCCAUCACUUAGAGCAAGUCAACGAGCUCCUGGUGCUGGUAGUGGAAAUAUGAAUUCUCAGAAAGAACUUUGGGCUAAUAGAGGACCCACAUAUGAGGAUCUUUACACUCAAAAAGUCAUCAUCAAUAUGGAAGAACAUGAUGUUCAGCACAAAGCUGCUUCUGAUGGGAAGCCAGUUAAGGAGAGACCAAUCUGGCUGAGAGAGAGCACUGUCAGAGGAGCAUUUGCUGACUCAGAGGAACUCCAAGAAGGUGAUAUGAAUGCUGACUCAUAUCAUGAUCGUGAUGGAAAAGGAAAUCCAAUUGAAGCAAAUGAAGAGGUCAUGCAAACAUUGCUCAUCCAUGAAAAGAAAAGUACAUCAGCAACAGUAGCUGCAGCUGCUACAAUCCCAACUUCAAAUGCCAGUGAUUCAGAGAGUGAAACAAGUGAAUCAGAGGAUGAGUCACCCCGACCACAGGCAGCGGCAGCAUCAUUCCCAGUGGCAGCAGCUGAAGAGGAUGAAGAGUUUGAGGAUGAACCAACUGUUUUGGUAGCAGGACAGCCAUAUUCAUAUAGCCAGGUCAGCCAGUGUGAAGGGUUAGUGGCUCAGAUGACAGCUGAAGAGAAAGAAGCAUAUAUUGCCAUGGGACAAAGAAUAUUCCAAGAUAUGUAUGAAUGACCUGUUCCAAUGGAACAAACGUUUCUGAAGUUCUUAAAUAUUUCCUGUGGUUUUAUUAGUCAGUGUUUCCACAGUUUUAAAUAUAUCUACCAAAGUGUUAAGAGACAGCAUUCCUUUCUCAACAAAAUUACAGGCUGUGUUUAAGAAGUAUUUUGAAGACAAAAGUAUUUUUAGAAGGCUAAAGUGCUGCAGUGCCCUAUAACAUUUAUGCUAUUUAUUUCAUAGUUAUUCCUUUUAUUGCAUAAUUUUAUCCCCAAGUGAUUGUUAAAUCCUUGUUUAACUAACCUAUCUUUUUAUCCUGUUGUUUGAAGGAUAUAAUACAAGCUGAUGGUGCUCAUAAAAGUAUUUUUGAAAAAUUGGUCAAUCUAAUUGCCUCUGCAAUUCAACAAAAAUCCCUGUCUCUCAGGCAUACAAAUCAGAAAUGUUCCUGGUUAAAUUCCUUGCCUGUGCUAGUUGACUUCAGAUUAAACAGUAGAAUGGAGUUCUAUUCCUAGUUUGGCUGGAUGAAAAUCAAUUAAGAUGGCUAAAUUUCAUCACUAUUUGUUCAUCCCUUCUGAAACAAUCUACCCUAGAUGAGUGGUGAGGAUUAGGAUUAGUUUGGAGUCCUUGAUGCAUGUACAGCCACGGGCAUUCAGUGUCUAGGCAUGGAAGCUUGCAUUACAUACCAUCUGAUGUCUAUCAUCUGUGGAAUUGUACCUUGAUGGCAAUCAGUGAUAAGAAGAGCAAGAGAAAAUUUUGACCUAAAACAUUUUAUCUAAAAUGAAAAUAUGUUAAGUUAUAGAGCAGUGCAGUUUUACAGUAAGUUGGGCAAGUGCCAAAUCAGAAGCAAAGUUUAAAUAUAUGGUCUUUAUAUGUCAUCUUAAGGUUAAUUUGCGUACAAUAGCUGAAUUGUUAAAAUGGCUGAGUAAAUCUUUAUAUAUCAGUUCAGAACAUUAUGACAAAACUUUUUAAUUGAUUUAAUACAAUUGGGUUUCACAACUUUACUGUUAAUCUACAAUGAGCAAUGCUGGAAAUGCUCAGCUGUUCAUUUUGGUUGUGGUUGAAAAACAUAGUUAAGUUUAUAGUUUAAUGGUCUUCUAUGAGAAUCGAAAUUGUAACCACAACCCGCACUCUUUUUGUAGAUGCUGCUUGACCAGCCAAUGAUUUCCAGUAUUUUUUACUUUUAUGUAAGAUUUUCAGUGUCCACCUGUGACAGGAUCUAUCUUCAGAGUGGGUACUUGAGGAUGGUAACUAUCCUGUAAUAUAAUUGACAGUUUAAACUAAUCUGAAAGUGAAAUCAUAAGAAAAAAGUUUUUAGACAUUUUGCUGUCUGAUCUUAUUGUCUAUUAAGUUUUAAUUUCUAAGUGACCCACCUGGGGCCAUGUUCCAUAGCCGGUAUUUUUCGUGUCUUGUAAUCUGUGGUGUUCACAAAAGGGUAUUAAUGCCUUUACUGCAUGUUUCCGGGAAGCUGAUUUGAUCACAAUAAAAAGUUCUGUCGCACCAGUACACCAGUACAGUAAACUGCCCCAUGUAUACAUGAAAGAUGAUCUGCAUUGAACUGUUAGUAAUGUAACACGGAGUUUAUUUUACAGUCAUUGAGAACUAAAUUGUUUUAUUUCCUGUGCUGUUGAGUAUUAGAUCUGGAGUUCAAUCUGCUCUCUGCAAUUUAAGGCAAUUCACCUGACCUUGCGGUUUCCUUGGAAUUAAAUAAAUAUUUAUGUAAUUUGUGUACUUAAUACAUUGUUGGGAAAUUCAAAGUUUUUGAAAAAAAAUUAACCAUUCAGAUUAGAUUAGAUUUCUGGUGUUAAUGUCCAUGGAAUAAAUUAUUUCCUAGAUUAUUUUUUCAAAUGCUUUCUCAAAUGUAUUAAAGUAUCAAAGCUCAUUCAUUUGUAAUGCCUGACUGUCAGCAGGAAAGUAGUUCCAGCUGUUUGUCCACCUGGUUCAACCAAAACAUUUAGAUAACUCAUUAGCAGCAUCCAGUGGCAAAAGUUAAGUGCUGCAGUAACAUUCCUACUGAUUAUACAGGUUGAGUACCCCUUAUCUGAACUUCCAAAAUCCAAAAGCCUCUGAAAUCCAAGAUGUUUUUCAGCACCGACAUGACAUCACAAAUGGAAAAUUUCACAAGGAGCUGGGAAGUUUUUCAGGUGAUGUGCAGGUCUCCACACACCACAGACAGUUCUGAGAAGUGAUCUCACAUAUGAACAGAAGUUAAUGAAAAAUAUAAAAACACUGUACAAGGUGAAAAAUGAAGAUCUCAAGCAUAUAUUGAAAGAGUGGACAUCACUGUUAGAGCGAACAUGUGCCGCUUAAUGGUAUGCUUAUCAAGAAACAAAGUUCUAUCUUGACAAACUGAAAAUUGAAUGUAAUUGUGAAUAAUACAAUAGGCGGGUUGCAGAAAUUUAAGAAAAGGCAUGGCAUUAAAUUGUUAGAGUAUUUGGUGAUAAGGCAUCUGCUGACCAUGAGGCAGCAGAGAAAUUCAUUGAUGAGUUUGCUAAGAUCACCACUGAUUAAAAUCUAAAACGCUGUACGGUUGCUUCAGUACAUAUGUGUGAUGAACAAGUAUAAGACAAAGACUGCUUACCAGUAGCACAUAAAUUUAGAAAUUAUGGCGAUCUCAAAAUCCGAAAUUCAAAACACUUCCAGCCCAGAGCAUUUCAGAUGGGACACUCAACCCGUAACUAGAUUAUGAAUUUGUUAAAUGUUGUCAAAUAGGGAAUGGCAAACAAAAACAGAUUACCAAGUUUAUGAACACAAAAUAAUCUGCAGAUGCUGGGGUCAAAGCAACACUCACAACACGCUGGAGGAACUCAGCAGGUUGGGCAGCAUCCGUGGAAAAGAUCGGUCAACGUUUCGGGCGGAACCUGACGAAGGGUUCCAGCCCAAAAUAUCGACCGAUCUUUUCCACAGAUGCUGCCUGACCUGCUGAGUUCCUCCAGCGUGUUGUGAGUGUUGCUUUUACCAAGUUUAUGCUCUUGCAUAAAGUACAUGGUAACUAAUUGUAACAAUUUGUAUUGUGCAGUACCACCGAAUGAACUAAAUAUAAAUAUGCAAUCAUGAGGAAAUCUGCAGAUGCUGGAAAUUCAAGCAACACACACAAAAAAUGCUGGUGAAUGCAGCAGGCCAGGCAGCAUCUAUAGGAAGAGGUACAGUUGACAUUUCGGGCCGAGACCUCGACUAUACCUCUAAAUAUAAAUACCUCAUUUUGAGAUGGGGGAAUACAAUUUUAUAACUUCCAGUGCAGAGCAAUGAAUAUACCCUUUCAAUCUUUUACCACCUAUCCCCCAAGUACAGCAUUACAGAACAUAAAAAUAUAUUUAUGUUCAAUAGCACAAUUAUGCACAAUAGAGGCAUAAUUAACUUUUACAAUGCAUACAUCGAAUAGGACAGAAAAAAUCAGGAGCCUUCAAGUAUCCUAACAUUUUUCUUCUGCACGAGUAGAGUUGUUCCAAUAUACAAGUGGAAGAGAAGGAAAAUAAAGAUUUUCAAGUUACAUAUAUAUUUGCUUAAAUGCUCCCAAGUAGGAAAGAUAUCAAGGAAAUCAAUUGAGAAAAGAGUUUUGCAGAAAGAGACUACAUCAUAAUGAUUUUGUUGUGAAAAUAAGAUAAUUUAAGUCUAAUGGGCUUUUACAAAUGUAUGCAAUUAAAAUUAAAGUUUGCUUUUUAAGGAAAAUAUUCUUGGAAAAUCAAAGCAUCAAAAGCAUAUAAUGAUGUUAUUUCCAAUUGUUUUGAUAUUUUGGAAUAAAGGUUUUACAAUAUGUUAACGUUGUCAUCAAUUGUUUUAAAUAAAAUCUCAUUUCA
Mobula hypostoma (lesser devil ray) is the source of this 5593-nucleotide messenger RNA. RefSeq names its product general transcription factor IIE, polypeptide 1, alpha (gene gtf2e1). Gene Ontology annotation, cellular component: transcription factor TFIIE complex. NCBI's taxonomy places the organism in Eukaryota, Metazoa, Chordata, Chondrichthyes, Myliobatiformes, Myliobatidae. Gene Ontology annotation, biological process: transcription open complex formation at RNA polymerase II promoter; transcription initiation at RNA polymerase II promoter. The transcript has 8 exons. Bases 528 to 1817 code for a protein of 429 amino acids. The record is from RefSeq and is a predicted model, not a curated record.